AUGGCAUCUGCCUCAUCCAGCUGGGCACAGCACUGUUUAGAAUGCGACAACUGCGAGGUCAGAGCGGCCCAGUAUCUAUGUAAAUCAUGUCAAGGUCGCCUCUGUAAAGAUUGUAAAUUAGAACAUAAACAAAGAAGACUCACAAAAGAUCACGUGAUUGUAUCCUUAUCUGCAGACCAUGGAACAAAGAUUCUAUAUCCCUACUGUCCGGACCACGAUGAAAACAGGUUGGAAUAUUACUGCUCAGUCUGCAAGACUCCGGUGUGCACUAUGUGUAUGACAGAUAAACACAAUGGACACACGGUACGGGAGAUAGAAGAGGUUUACAAAGAAAUAAGAGAGGUGCUUCAGAGGGAAAGAGAAGAGAUUGAGAACAUCGUUCUACCAGCUUAUAACAAGCAGGUGUCUGAAGAGGAAGACAGGAAGAACAAUGUUUCCAUGAGAGCGAGGGAAGUUGAAAACCAAAUCGAGGCUCAUGCGGCCGCCAUCAUAGAAAGAGUUACGAAUACAAAGGAGAAAGCGAUUGGAAGUAUAAGAGAAGAUGAGAGUAAGGUACUGAAAUUAAUUUAUGAAUCGAAAGAACAGUUAAGGAGAAAGACCGAGAGUUUAAAUCUUUUGCAUAAGGAAUUGUGUGAAAAAUUAAGUUCUGAUCCAGAUAUGGAAUAUUUCACAAAGGAAGACACUGGGCAUUUAGAAGUGCUGAGACACAUCAGUCCAACAUAUUCAUACAGCAUUGAGGACUUCCAUCCAGGUCAAAUAGAAAAUAUAUUUAAUGAAAAAGAAUUUGGAUCCGCACCUUGCUUUGAGUACCAGUCACCAUUACGAGAUUUAAUGAAACCGAUCAGUAGAAUUUGUAACAAAAACUUUAUUGAAAAACUCCUUAAAAAAUCAAACCGUUAG
Messenger RNA from Saccostrea cuccullata (small rock oyster), 900 nucleotides. Its product is annotated as E3 ubiquitin-protein ligase TRIM71-like. Gene Ontology annotation, molecular function: zinc ion binding. The transcript has a single exon. Lineage: Eukaryota; Metazoa; Mollusca; Bivalvia; Ostreida; Ostreidae. The coding region runs from base 1 to 900 and encodes 299 amino acids. The record is from RefSeq and is a predicted model, not a curated record.